Messenger RNA from Penicillium salamii, 1617 nucleotides. The record is from the annotation of a GenBank genome assembly. NCBI's taxonomy places the organism in Eukaryota, Fungi, Ascomycota, Eurotiomycetes, Eurotiales, Aspergillaceae.
AUGUUGCUCAAGCCUGCGACACCCCUCACCAUAUUGCUUCUGAUCGCCUUUGCGCUACUGCUCCUCUCAUGUCUUUCUACGCCCAUUAUUAAAGGAAUUCCCUUGGCAACCUUCAAGGAUGUCGAUUAUGGCGUCUUUGGCUACUGCAAAGGGGACACCUGCACCAAUAUUCAUGUGGGAUACACUAGCAAUGAUAUCAGUAGCACCGGUGACGAUUUCAAUCUGCCGUCCAGCACGCGAAAGUCGCUCUCUUCAAUUCUGAUCAUCCACCCAGUCGCCGCCUUAUUGACCCUCAUUUGUCUAUGCCUGGCUGCUGCCGCCCAUUUCCACGCCCCUUCCCACUCACCGCGCUUCCUCUUGGCAUUGCUGAUUCUGCUGUUGCCGACCCUGCUGGUGACACUUUUGGCCUUCCUCGUUGAUAUCUUGCUAUUUGUGCCGCAUUUAGGAUGGGGCGGUUGGAUCGUCCUGGCGGCGACCAUCCUACUCGUCUCGUGCGGGGUGGUCACCUGCGCUAUGCGCCGGACCCUCGUGAGCCGGAAGGCAAGAAAGCGCCGGAUUGCUGAAAACGCAGAAAUGAGUGGGGAGAAUUACUACAACCGACAGAAUGGUAAUGCAGCUGCCGCGCCGGCUCCAGCUCCCGCCGAGCCCAAGGAGCCUUUCGUGUCCAAUUCUCUCACGUCCGACUCUGGUCCAACGUUCGCGACCUUCCAAACGGAUAGGCGUGGCAGCGACGAUGAUCGCACACCACUCAAUUCACGAACGCCCAUGAGUGACAUUCCUCCACCUCCGGACCGUCGCGACACCCCCUACCGCGCCCAACAAGACGAACUAGGCAAUAUUCCACCCCAGGGCGCGAGUCCCUACGGUGGAGGCUCUAUGUCGCGCAACCCCUCUGAUCCACGCCUUCGUCCUCAAUACUCGGAUGGCAGCAUGGGUUCUCGAAGGGGCGGCGCACCACCUGGCUUCAAUGGACGCGGGCGAGGUGGCUACCCACCUCGGGGUGGACGCGGAGGGCCUUAUAUGGGACCCCCUCGUGGGCCUUCCCCGGGUGCACGAGGUGGCUACGUGGGACCUAUACCCGGUCGCGGCCGCGGUGGAAUGGCGCCAGGCCGAGGGCCGCCCGCUGGUUACGGACCUGGCCCCGCCCACAGCUUCGAUGCAUAUGGCCGCCCUGCAUCACCUCCCCAGGAUGAUCCCUAUGGAUAUGGACCCUCAGCAGGUCCAAUGCGCCAACCCUCUCCCGGGCCCAUUGGCAUGGCCGUUUCACCUGAAACAGUGGGCCAGGCCAUUGAAAUGCAACCGCAGACUCGGCCUCAAUAUGACGACCGAGAACCCAUGAGUAGUGUUCCUCAUGCGCUGUCUACUGACUACAAUGCUCCCCUUGAAAGCCCAACGAGCAUGUACAGUCGGCCCGAGUCUUACAUUCCCCCUCGUGCAGGCUGGGGUGCCAAUGACCCCCGCACAGUAUCCCCUCGGCCUCCUGGCACAUCACCCCCUCUUGGUCCUGGUGGUACGGCCUAUUACGAAGACGUAGAGCCUCGUUUCGCUCGCCGGCCAUCCCCUCACAAUGAUACGGCCAUCCCCCCUUCUUUGACACCUGGAGGUGCUCACUUCUAA